GCCCUCCGCCACAGUCUUCCUGGAGCUGAAAAGGCAACCACCUUGCUGUCGUCUGCAACCGUUAGGAAUUCUCUCAGACUGAAUAUCCCAGGCGAGAUGACGAAAACACUUGUAACUGGACCUCAUGGUCCGCCAGAUAUCAGCUACAACCUCGACUACGACAAUUACCUUGCUAGAACCCAGCGUCGAUUGCAGACCGAAAAACUACCAAAAGACCUGCCGAGUGGCUUUCCACAGCAAAUUCAAAAUGAUCUUGUCUGGGAUGGGAAAGACCUUGCUGAGAAGUACGACUGGAACUACACCUUGACGACCGAUGACCUGACCGAGAUCGAAUCAGCUCUCCGGCAUUUCAAAGCUCAGAACCUGGGACUCGGAUUCAUCAACCAAGACACCUUCCCGCUUCCCAAUCUCCACAAGACUCUACGAGACAUCUCCAAGGAGAUACACAUGGGCCACGGGUUCAAAGUGAUCCGCGGUGUUCCUGUGGCGAGCCACACUCGAGAAGAAAACAUCAUCAUGUACGCCGGGAUCUCCUGUCACAUUGCACCUGUCCGUGGUCGACAAUCCUUUCUGGAUACCGGAGUUGAUGUUGCUCUGGCCCACGUGAAAGACAUGACCUCAGUGGUAGAUGGCAGCAAGAUCGGAGCUCCAGCCUACACCAAUGUUAAACAAGCCUUUCAUACAGAUAUUGGUGACGUUGUUGCAUUGCUUUGCCUAGCUGAGGGUGUUGGAGGAGGGGAGAGCUACUUGUCGAGCAGCUGGAAGGUGUACAAUGAGCUGGCUGCCACUCGGCCCGAUCUUAUCCACACGCUGUCAGAAUACUGGGCAGCGGAUACAUUCGGCAAGAUAGACAUCCCUUACUGGCAUGCUCCGUUACUGUACCACGAGCCGGCCAAAGAUACCACCCCAGAACGUGUGAUUCUCCAUUAUUCACGACGAACCUUUACCGGCUACCUGGGCCUCCCUCGCUCAGCCAACAUCCCACCCCUCACCGAAGCACAAGCCGAGGCUUUGGAUGCGCUGCACUUCACAGCGGAGAAGUAUGCGCUCUCUCUUGACUUUCGCCAGGGAGACAUCCAGUACAUCAACAAUUUCGGCUUGUUUCACGGCCGUGCAAGCUUUCAGGAUUCUAAAGAGAAACAACGUCAUCUGAUUCGGAUCUGGCUCCGUGAUCCAGAGUAUGCUUGGGAGAUACCUGAACCUCUGAGGAACAAGUGGGAUAGGGUGUACAAGGACGUCAAGCCUGAAAAUACCGUCUUUCCUCUCGAGCCACCGAUUGCGACCGGCAGUGAUAGUAAUCCAGGUGGGAAGGGUCUGGUGGCAAAAGGGUGGCAUAGACUUGUCCAAGCAAGUCAGCGCAUGUUGGUUCCCUCGUGA
Podospora pseudocomata is the source of this 1377-nucleotide messenger RNA. RefSeq lists its product as uncharacterized. The transcript is spliced from 3 exons. The coding region runs from base 97 to 1377 and encodes 426 amino acids. Gene Ontology annotation, molecular function: oxidoreductase activity. The record is from RefSeq and is a predicted model, not a curated record. Lineage: Eukaryota; Fungi; Ascomycota; Sordariomycetes; Sordariales; Podosporaceae.